CCAGCCGCUCGGCUUCCCCGCGGCCGCGCUCAGGGACGGCCUGCCCCACGGCUACCCGCCCUAUCUCGGCUACGUGAGGCCACAUAGUGAAAUGAGCCAGAGUCCUCAAUUCAGUUUUGAAUCUUUACCUCAGAAGAUUUGCCUGAUCUGUGGUGAUGAAGCCUCUGGUUGCCACUAUGGAGUACUUACCUGUGGAAGCUGUAAAGUCUUCUUCAAGAGGGCCAUGGAAGGGCAGCAUAACUAUUUAUGUGCUGGAAGAAAUGACUGCAUAGUUGAUAAAAUCCGUAGGAAGAACUGUCCAGCAUGCCGCUUGAGGAAGUGCUGUCAAGCUGGAAUGGUCCUUGGAGGUCGAAAGUUUAAAAAGUUUAACAAAGUCAAAGUUGUGAGGACACUAGAUGUUGCACUACAGCAGUCUUCAGGCCUUCCAGAAGAAAGCCAAGCUCUAGCCCAGAGGCUAUCCUUUUCUCCCAAUCAUGAUAUACAGUUUGUUCCCCCAUUGAUAAGUGUCCUACAGGGCAUUGAGCCGGAAGUUGUCUAUGCAGGUUAUGACAACACGAAACCUGAAACACCAAGUUCUUUACUGACCAGUCUAAAUCAGCUAUGUGAGAGGCAACUCCUUUCUGUAGUCAAGUGGUCUAAAUCUCUACCAGGAUUCCGGAAUUUGCACAUUGAUGAUCAGAUAACCCUCAUCCAGUACUCUUGGAUGAGUCUAAUGGUGUUUGCAUUGGGAUGGAGAUCAUAUAAGCAUGUCAGUGGUCAGAUGUUAUAUUUUGCACCUGAUUUGAUACUAAAUGAACAGAGGAUGAAAGAGUCAUCAUUCUAUUCACUGUGUCUAUCCAUGUGGCAGCUCCCACAGGAAUUUGUCAGACUACAAGUUACCCAGGAGGAGUUCCUCUGUAUGAAAGCACUGUUACUUCUCAAUACAAUUCCUUUGGAAGGUCUAAGAAGUCAAAGCCAAUUUGAUGAGAUGAGAGCAAGUUACAUUAGAGAACUGGUCAAAGCAGUUGGAUUGCGCCAGAAAGGAGUAGUGGCCAACUCGCAGCGUUUUUAUCAGCUUACGAAACUCAUGGACUCCAUGCAUGAUAGGCAAGAAAAGAAGAGAUGCUAAGAAGCUAACAAAGAAGCAUCUAAUGCAGCCUGGACAAGGGAUAGGAGCAUUUCUCUGAGAUAAAGCCUGAAGAGAGAAAUUCAGAGCACAAACUCUUAGAUUGAGUGUUGGGUGAAAGGAGUCUGGAGUUGUGAGAAAAGAUGCGGUCUCUUUCUUGUUGAUUCCUUCGGUGUUCACAAAUGCGGCACUUUAUGGACAUUCUUUGUAAGUAAACAGGGUUUCAUGUGAGGCCUGGACAAAAACAUGUUUACAUUCCCGUAGUGGGGUGUUAUACUAGAAUGAAAAAAGAGUAGACAGGCAACAUUAAUUUGCACACAGAAGUAACUUCACCCCAUCUGGUACAAAAUUAUCCUUGAAAGAGUAAGAGAUAAAACUCCUUUGAAGGAACCCACAUCAGUAUGGAUGCUGUCUGUCAGCAUCCAUUCCAGUGUAGCUGUUUGCUUAUGACAGUGGUUCUCAACUGGGGUCCCACGAAACCCCCCUGGGGGUGCUGUGACCCAAGUGCUAUGGUGGUAGUGGCAUCUAGGUAAAACUGACCUAUGUGUACUUCUGCAUUAGGGCUCUCUGAUCAGCCUAAAGCAGGCAGGAUUUGGCUGGGGCUUCCCAGUCUGGCCCCCACCACACUCCUUCCAAAAACAGGGGAACAUGGGAUCGUUCCACCUGCAUGCCUCUGUGCCUAGGAGAACCUUGCCUGGGGAGGGGUUAGACCAGGAAAUGUUGCAGCAUGAGACAGUUCUCUUGCCUGCUUUAGGCUCAUCAAAGAGCCCUAAUGCAAGAGGAUUGUAUGCACAUGCCACAGCCCUUUCUUGGCUGGCUGUGCAGCAGGCACAGGGCAGUUUUAUCUG
This is a messenger RNA of Gavialis gangeticus (Gharial), 1953 nucleotides long. It is a transcript of the gene PGR, whose product is annotated as progesterone receptor. Bases 92 to 1108 code for a protein of 338 amino acids. The transcript is spliced from 8 exons. Gene Ontology annotation, molecular function: zinc ion binding; DNA-binding transcription factor activity; sequence-specific DNA binding. Lineage: Eukaryota; Metazoa; Chordata; Crocodylia; Gavialidae. Gene Ontology annotation, biological process: regulation of DNA-templated transcription. The record is from RefSeq and is a predicted model, not a curated record.